Megachile rotundata (alfalfa leafcutting bee) is the source of this 3108-nucleotide messenger RNA. Its product is annotated as RING finger and SPRY domain-containing protein 1. NCBI's taxonomy places the organism in Eukaryota, Metazoa, Arthropoda, Insecta, Hymenoptera, Megachilidae. Gene Ontology annotation, molecular function: ubiquitin-protein transferase activity; protein binding. The record is from RefSeq and is a predicted model, not a curated record. Gene Ontology annotation, cellular component: cytoplasm.
AAUUUUUUACAAAUUGAAAAACUGAAGCGGAAGAUCAUAAUUAAAUGAAAGGUAAAAAGAUUCAGUGUAUCUAUAAGUAUAGAAAGUCGUAUCUUAUAUUUGAUUUAGAAUUGGUCACCUCAUGUGAAGAUAGUGUAGUGUGCGUAUCCUGUUAUGCUGAGAUUACUGUUUUGAAGAUUAUUGAGAACAUAACCUAAAAAGUACCAUUUGAUGAGUAUAAUUACGUUUGGAUUUUCGUUUUAUCGCAAAAAAAUGAAAUGAAUAUAAUUUUGUGAAUAGUCUCAUCAAACAUGUGAUUGAACAAAUAAUUGAUAAAGUAUCAAACAGCACCUUUUCAACUCUAUAAAAACAUAACCAAAUGACAGCUUUCAAGCAAUUACAGACGGGCUACCUCAAUAAAUAUACUAUCAUAAUUGAUUUCUGUUUAUCUUCAUACUUUUAUUUAAAUUGCAUUUAUCUAUGUAUUUAAAAGGAGUAAAAAGAAAAUCAUACCAGAAUAUGAAUAAUAAUUACAAUUAAUUGUAAUGAAGGAGCAUGAUUUUCCCAGUAUAUUUUUAUUAAACUGGACACAACAAUUACACAUGUCACUCAAUUGUGUAAAUAUCACUUAGAUAACAUAUAUAGAAUAUCUUGAAAAGUAUCUCUUAUAAAAUUGUGGGAAUGGGUAAUUGUUUGUGUAAAGAUACACCAGAAGAUCUUGAUGUAUAUAGUGGGCAAAAUCAUGCAGAGAUUGAAAAUACUGUAUUACCAGAAUCAAGUGUAGGCACAGCUGCAUCUGGUGAUGUAACUUCUACCCCUUUCAAAUUUCCAACUUCAGCCAACAUUGAUAAAUUAGUUCUUGAAUCUCUUGGAGUUAUUGGUUCUCUUGUUGAUAAUGAGCAAGAGCCACCACCAGCAAUGUUAAAAUUACAUGCAAUUGCUGAUAAAGAAGAUGGGUGGAUACAAGUUGUCAGUUCUAUGGUUAAUGUUAUUCCUAUGCAUAACCCAUUAGGUCCUUCAGUUAUUACUCUUUUAUUGGAUGAUUGUCCACUACCUUCAAAGGAAUCAGUUCUACGAUUGUCCCAUAUGUUUCAAUUAUCCCAAAAACUUGGAAGUGUACAAACUAGUGCAACUCAACAGCGUAACAUUUGUGUGGUAUUGGGUUGUAUAGCAGAGAAACUAGCUGGUCCAAGUAGUAUUGCUGUACUAUCUGAGGCAACUUUGGAUUAUCUUAUUUCAAACCUUAGGGAAGAUAUUGAUCCUUAUGUCGUACUAUAUUCACUGAUAGCUUUGGAAAAAUUUGCACAGACAAGUGAAAAUAAAGUAACUAUUAAAAAACGUCUGAUGGCAGAAAAGCCAAAUCCACUAUUAGAACUGGAAAAAUGGGCAACAGAAACUCACUAUGUGCGUAGACAAGUAGGUUUCUGUGCACAAUGGUGUUUAGAUAACUUAUUUUUAAUGGAAGGUAGGAAAUAUUCUCACGAUUCAGUUGAUAUGACUGGUAUUAAUGUUAUGUUAAACACAAAAGAUGUAAGUGAGUACCUGAAAAUAUCACCUAAUGGUUUAGAGGCCCGGUGCGACGCAUAUUCAUUUGAAAGUGUACGGUGUACGUUUCAAGUAGAUUCAGGAAUUUGGUAUUAUGAAGCACUUGUCAUAACUACAGGUGUAAUGCAAAUUGGUUGGGCAACAAAGAACAGCACGUUCUUAAAUCAUGAAGGAUAUGGUAUAGGAGAUGAUGAAUAUUCUUUAGCUUAUGAUGGUUGUCGUAGACUAAUCUGGUACAAUGCAAAAAGCGAAAAAUAUCACGAAAGACCAUGUUGGAAGGCUGGAGAUAUUUUGGGUUGUUUAUUAGAUUUAAACAAAUUAGAAAUAAUAUUCUCCAUAAAUGGUGUACCACUUAAACCUUGUGUACAAGUUUUUAAAACUGUGAGGGCAGGAUUUUUUGCAGCGGCGAGUUUCAUGUCAUUCCAACAAUGCCUUUUCAACUUUGGAAAUGUACCUUUCAAAUAUCCCCCUACUGAUCGCGAAUAUAAGAAGUUUAAUGAUUUUGCUUCGUUGAAGCCUGAAGAUAAGGUUGUGCUUCCUAGACACAUAUAUUUAGAUCAACUGAGAAAGCUUAGUGUUAGAGAGGAUUCGUGUACAUUGUGUUUUGACCAAAGAGCUUCAGUGAGAUUGUUACCGUGCAAUCAUAGAGGAUUUUGCCCGACGUGUUCGUAUCAGUUGGUAGAGUGUCCGAUGUGCAGGGCUACAAUUGAAGAAGUAGCUCUUGAUAACACAUGACACCACACAAGUACACCAUCAUUUUUUAAUACUCUUCCACUACCCUACUUAUAUUACACAACUCUCAGGAACUGUCGCGAGAUAAUCACAAUUGUACAAUAUCAUGCGUAUCACAUGUGGGAUAUAAUUAUAUUAUUCUGUGCAUUUGUUUUCUUAGAAUACAGUAUUUUCAGUCGAGAGAACUAUGAAUCAAUUACAGAAAACAAAGUCACAUUUAUAUGUGUCAUGCUUCUAAUAUGUACCAUUCUAAAUAUUGCUUUGAAAUAUGUAGAUGUGAUAUACGAAUUAUCAUAUUCGAAAUUCACUUUACAGAAAAAUAUCAUUUUACGUUCAUCGGCUGUGCGAAUUAUUUUUUCUAGGUUCCGCCUAGAAACAAUUUGCAUUUAAUUAGAUAUUUAAAAUAAAAUAGCAAAAUUAAAAUAUUUUUUUUAUAUAGUAGACAUUAAAACGAAGAAUAAUGUUUACAGUUUACACUUAAAUUGCUAUCACUGUAUGUUGUACAUUUCCAAUUUAAUAUUUGUGACUGGUUCACGAAUAUAUAAAACUAUUUUGUCCACGAAUUUGAAAUUCUUCUCUCUUAACUUAUGAAAGUCUGCAGUUACCUGUGCUUGUCAGUAUUGGCAAGGAAGUAACUGAAUUUGUGCUAUAAUAUAAGGUUGAUUUUAAGGGGAUUGUAAAAUAACGAUAUCAUGUAGUGUAUACAAAAGAAAAAGGUGCAUAUAUAAGCUCAUAUUAUAUGUUACAUGUAUAAUUUUGCUAAACUUUUCUAUGAACUACCGAUUUUCAUUCGCAACCUUUCCUAUUACUUAAGGUACCAAUCUAUGUAUUAAAUAUAUAACUUACAUCGUA